AUGUCACCAGAAAUUUUAGUAGGAACAAUUGGAUGUGAAACGCAUGCUUUACUUAAAUGUGAUGUUUAUGCUCUUGGUAUUGUUUUUUGGGAAAUAUUAUCACGAUAUGAAAAUGAAGAUAAUUCAAAUCAAUAUGAAAUGGCAUAUGAAAAACAAUUAAUUGAACAUGGUUUAAAUAGUGUUAAUCCUCAAGUAAAUGAUAUGUUACAAAUAAUUAAUCUUGAAAAACCUUUUAAUCGUCCAUUAAUUAAAAAUAAUUGGAUUAGAUCAAAUAAUAAAUCAAUUAAUGAAAUUGUUUAUACUAUAGAACAAUGUUGGGAUCAAAAUCCUGAAGGUCGAAUAAGUGCAGCUUUAGUUGCAUUAAGAAUGAGACAAUUAUUAUUUAAAUAA
Rotaria sp. Silwood2 is the source of this 390-nucleotide messenger RNA. NCBI's taxonomy places the organism in Eukaryota, Metazoa, Rotifera, Eurotatoria, Philodinida, Philodinidae. The record is from the annotation of a GenBank genome assembly.